UCGCAAACAUGGACCAUGAUGGCGGAGGAGGUGGUGGAGGAGGUGGUGGAGAAGGAAUAGGUGGAGGAAUAGGUGGAGGAGGAAUAGGUGGAGGAGGAACAGGUGGAGGAGGAGGUGGUGGUUGAAGAGCGCAGUUUGAACGAGUGGGAAGCCAUCAUGUGGUGACGGUCUCGGCCUCGUCGCCCACCCUGCUCGGCCGAGGCACCGCGUGCGGCAUCAGCGACAAGAAGGUGUCGAGGAAGCAGGCAUCCGCUGUCCUGGAUGCCACAUCAGGCAAGGUCACCGUCACCAUCCUUGGUCUCAAUCCCUCAGCUCUGGCUCUCGCCGGUUCCGAAGACUACAAGCUGCUCUCCAGGAAUGGCUCGUACGUCAUGAACGAUGGCGACUCGCUCCGCCUACUCCCGGCAGAGCACGGCGACUAUGUCUUCAAGCUCGUGGUCCAGGAGAUCAAGCCCGCUGCUGCUGCGGCUGCUGCCAUUGCCACCACCACCACAGCUACGACCGCAUCGACGACCACUUCCACUGCUUCCGCUGCUUCGAUCGCGCCAGUAGAGGCCCCAGCCGCGCCCACACCCGCAUCGCGGUUCGACGCCUUUCUGCAGCAGAUGGAGGCCGAGGAGAAAGAGGCAGGCGGGGCGGGAGAGAGCGGAGGUGCCGGUGGAGAGGGAGAGGCCGAGGCAGAGCCUGGUAUCGAUGUGCUGUUCUCGUUUGACACCACAGGCUCGAUGUACGAGUGCUUGGAUCUGAUCCGGGCCAAGGUUGACGAGGUCAUUACCAAGGUGGCAUCAGACAUGGACGUGCGGGUGGCGAUCAUUGCCCACGGCGACUUUUACGACAUUGGCAAGACUUACCUCAUCAAGUCGCUCGACUUUACCUCUGAGCUCGACAAGAUCAAGAACUUUCUGGCGGGCAUCGAGCAGACGCACGGCGGCGAUGGGCCCGAGGCGUACGAGCUUGUCCUCCGCGAGGCGCAGCAGUUUUCAUGGGCGCAGACCGGUCCAAGGCGCUGGUGCUCAUCGGCGACGACGUGCCGCACGAGCCGUCGUACACCGACCAGAACAUCCGCUGGCGCGACGAGCUCGAGAAGCUCAUGGAGGCCGACAUCAAGAUCUACGCCGUUCAGGCCAACCACAACAAGAAGGCUGCGCCGUUCUACGAGGAGCUUGCUGAAAAGUCGGGCGGCUUUUUGGUCCACCUCUCGCAGCUCGACUGGAUUGAGCACAUGUUUGUGGCGCUCUGCUACCGCCAGCACUCGCCAGACAAGUUUGAGAACUACCGGCUCGACCUGAUCUGGGAGAACAAGCUGACCCACGCGUCACCGCUCAACACCCUGUUCAUGGAGAUGCAAACGCCGGUCAUUAACCGGCUCGACCCGAGCUACACCGGGCAUCUGACCCAGGGCUGGUGGGCGCCGGACGAGCAUGACCUCGGCACGCCGCGCUACCGCUGGGCGCCGUCGACCCGGACGUGGAAGCGCGAUCCCAAGGGUCGCAAGGGCCCACCGCGCAAGCGCAAGCGCUCGCAGGGCGGAAGUGAUAGUCCGGCGUCGGCGUCGGCGUCGCGGUCGUCGGCACGGAAUAGCUCGCGCGCGCCGGGCGCGUACAACGACUCGUCGGACGAUGAAGACUAUGCCGUGGCGAGCGGCGACGGCGGGGCUGCCGGAGGCCGGCCGGCCAAGCGCGCCAAGAAGGCGCCCGCCCCUGUUCGCAAGGUCACCAGCGUCGACGCCGUCCGCCGGAUGACCAAGAAGGCACAGGUCUCACGCCAGCUCGCGCUCCGUCGGCGCGAUCCGCCGCCGGGCUACCCAGACAAGAUUGUUGUUGGCGGCGGAGCGAACGACACGCUUCAAGCGAUGAAGGACCGGCUGCUGGCAGUCAUGGCGCACGAGACGUCGGUCAAGGACGACGAGUGAGCCAGCAGUAAAUAAGCCCCCCCCCC
Molecule: messenger RNA, 1938 nt
Organism: Thecamonas trahens ATCC 50062
Lineage: Eukaryota; Apusomonadida; Apusomonadidae
Exons: 3
Coding region: 983-1912 (309 amino acids)
Source: RefSeq, a predicted model, not a curated record